CAAGGUCGUUGAAACGAGGCGACGGAUUUGAAAAAGUCCAACGUGCACUUUCCGGGCCGUCCAUAUUUUUUCCUGUUUUUUUCCAGCUCUCUCCACUCAAAAUACUCAAAAUACUUCACUUGCACAUAGGGUAUCUUCCAGCCAGACGCAAACUGUUGCAUAUGCAUCAAUCAUUAUCCUUUAACCUGCAUUUAAGUUUUUCCCACCGUUCCUUUGCCUCUAAUGUAGAGUUUUGUAGGAUUGGUAAAGCCUAGCUGUUUAGUUUGCUCAAGUUUUAGGAAAACUUUACUCAGAUAGGUGGUUUUCAUGCGCCAUUGCAUCCUUAUAAGAAUUUACAACUAAUGUGGUUGGGUCUUCGUAUAUAAAUACAAACAUAAGCUUAAUGUUGUAGCAAUAACGGUUCAGGAAGUAUGGUAGUCUGACACGUAGUUGUCUUCCUUUUGACUAUUUAGCAGGACGAGCGUGUUGGUAACUGUAAUUUGACUCCGGAUUUUCUCUAAACAGAGUAACAAAUCCCUUAACUACAACCUGCGCCUACAAAAUGUCGUAAAUAUCUUUUAUGAGAGAAGAGAAAAAUAGAUGGUAUAUAUGGCAUAUGGUAUCUAAUGGUUUUUUUAUAAACUACUAGACAAUUUCAGAUCUAUGAUCAUAUCACCCCGGGUCGUUUUAUGAUAAGAUAGUAGGCUUCAACCGGUUAAAAUGAAGAAUUUUUGAGAUCACAUAAUUACGUUUCGUCACAAUCCCGAGCAAUAACUAUCUGCUUGGGUAUCACUGAGAUUUUGGUGAACAAGUGCUGCAUACUGAUAUCCUGUUGACCGUCUGCUGCAACUGUGCCCAGACAAUCGUUUAUUUUUAACAAGCAUUAGUUUUAAGCACAAGGAGGGACAUCGUCUAAAAUGGCGGUCGCCUGCACCAAACCAACGAUGGACUCAACUAGACCAUAUUGCCAUCAGUCAUCGUUGUUGAGGUUCGAAAGAAGACUACUGCUCGUUCUGGAAUACAUGCUUGGACUCCGAUCAUGUUCUGAUACAAGCACGUAUUUGCUUGUGCUUCACUGGACACGGUAAAGCCACAUUAAGAAGACUCAUUCGAGUUAAACUCAGUGACGAGAAAGUCAAAAGUAGAUUCCAGGAACAACUUAGGCAAUUCCGAAAACGAGGCCGACCCGGAUGUUGCUUAGCAAGAUAUACAAACAGCAGUGACAUCUACUAGUGAUUUGAAACAAAGGACCACGAAUAACCAGUGUAUUUGUGCUACAUCUCUUGCACUGCUAGACUCUCGUAAACUUAUCCCAUCAGGCUCCGAACACGAUGAUAAGCGAAAACAAAUCAAAUCUAGGUUAGCCCAAAGUCUAUGGAACGAUCGUGAGCAGUGGUGGGCAACGAAAGCAAAACAGAUGGAAAUGGCAGCGACUGUAGGUAACACCAGGCAGCUUUCCAGACUAAUAAAGGAAACCGAAAUUGAGAAGUCAAGUGUAAGACAAUCUCUGAAAAAGACAACAUUCUCAUCUGCUCGCAGUACAGAGGUUUAGAACGAUGGAGGAAACGCUUUAAGGAGAAGUUGGGCUUGCCUCCAACUAUUUCACAGCUACCUACCAUUUUUAAACAUCCUGAACGGAACAUUGAAAUAGGCCCUUGACUCUAAUUGAAGUUCAAAAAGCUGUAGCUAAUCUGAAACGAGUAAGAGCAGAUGGAUUGGCUCAAGAGGUCUUUAAGUAAGGUGGUCCAAUUUUAGCGAUUAGGUUGAUUAAUAUUUUAGCUAAAAUCUGGGAGUUGGAUGUAAUCCCAUCUGACUGGUCGCAAUCACUGAUUGUCCCAAUAUAUAAGAAGGAGUCAAAAUCAUCCUGUGAUAACCAUGGAGGGACUAGUUCAACUAAUAUGGCAUGUAAAAUACUAGCCUCAAUUGUUGUCGGACGCCUAACUAAGACUCGUGAACUGCAAACACGAGGAAAUCAGGCUGACUUCAAACCUGGUCGUGGCUUCAUCGACCACAUAUUCACCAUUCGCCAGAUCUUAGAACACAGACAUGCUUAUCGGCGUACGACAAUGGAAGUUUAUCUUGACUUAAAAGCAGCAUUUGACUCUGUAGACCGAGAGGUUCUGUGUCAGUGUCUGUCAUUGAAAAGUGUUCCUCAGAAGUACAUAAACCUUGUGAAUGCUCUGGUUUUAUGUUGUAGCUGUUUGAGUCCUCCACUUUUCCUUCAAAGUAUUAGCUUCUAGGUCAUUUUGUCUGCGAAAAUCACUCAUAUAUUCGAUACAUACUUAAAGAGUUUUUGGAUGACUUUACUUUUCUGUUUAAGCUAACUUAUUUAAUAUGAUCCUUGUCGCAACAUUGUGGUACUUAAUACGGGGCUGGGUACCUUGUUUAAGAGUGUGUGUCAGAUAUGGCAUUUGAUCAGGAUGGCCCACGUUACCAUUGAUCACUAAUUAAUUCUGGCUGGCAUUUGUACACUACCGAACUCACGAAAUUGAUCUCAACAUUUGCUAUCAUUUUUUAUCCAUAGUCCUUUACUCAGUGUCAUUAAUUUUGCGAAAAUUUCAAAGACAGUUAUUUACACCAAUUUAUUAAAUCUAUUCAGUAUGGUAUUCACCAGAUUACUACUUUUACCGUACUCACCAUCGAAACUUCCAUCUGACGCUAUCGUAGGUAUCCUUCUGCAGAUAAUGCUUCUUGUGACCGGUUUUUCAAGGAUUGAUUUGUCACUGGAUCCACUUUAUUUAACUUCAGUCUCAUCGACCCUAGUAUUUGCUGUAUGGUGAAGAUUCGAUAUAAGUUCACAAGACUGUCUUGUAUUUUCGGGUUACGUGUGGCGUAGGUUGUCCAUCUGGCAUCCAAGCAGCGAAUAUAUUGUGUAGAAGUUGCUUAUCUCCUUUUUAGGUAUGUAUGGACUGUGAUUUUCUAGUAUUUAUCUAGACAGUUUCAUCUCACUGAUCUGAAGCCGAUGGACAUAUGUACCGGUUUCUACGUUGCCUAUAACUGAUCAGCUCUUAAAGGAAGGGGAGUUGCUGUUAGUGUAUUUUCCUAACGAAUAAUUCUGUAAUUCGCAGCACUAAAUAUACACUAGAGACAUCGUGUUGCUUUGCUUCAGUCACAAUGUGUUUUGCUCUUGAGACGUUCAUAAACUUUAAUCUGGUUCCUUAGUAGCUUUUUGUUAGUAUGGUUGUCAGCUUAUAAUUCAAUCUUUUUUCAUUUCAAAGAAAUAUGCAGCCCCCUCUUGUCAUGAGAAUACUUGCUGCCUCUGUGUCUUUAGCCGACAAGGCCUGUUUUUUGAUUCGUGCGGUAUAUGAUUCCAAAGACUUGGCCAUUAUCGACAAAGGAGUUGACGAUUUGCAAUCUAGAGCUGAUCGAGAUUCUCAACGGUGCAUAGUACAAUCCUUGAACGAGACCUUCCCGGGUCUUCAUGUUAUUGGUAUAUUUAAUGUUUACUCUAAUAACUCGAAAAAUAGGCGAAGAAGGUGAUCUGGAUCCUGGAGAUCUAUCUACGUCCACUGAGUUAAACUCAACUGUUCUUGAACACCGCUGUCCUCCAGAACUAAAAGAUUUGUCACUGGAGGAUAUUGUAGUUUGGGUGGAUCCACUGGAUGGUACAAAGGAAUUUACUGAAGGCCUUGUUGAGUUUGUUACAGUUCUUAUCGGAAUUUCGAUUGCUGGAAAGCCUGUGGGUGGUGUUAUCGCUCAACCCUUUUACAAAGCCAAUACAACUGAGCCUCACUACACGACUCGAAUCGUUUGGGGACUUGUAGGUCUGGGUGUGUUUGGCAUAAAUCCUCUGGUACCUUCUUCAAAAUUGCCAUAUCCAGUCAACCAAAAUGCCCAAAAACUUACUUCACCUCAUGUUAUUGUGGUUACUCGAUCCCAUCGCUCUACUACUCAGGAUUUUGUCGACGGAGCAUUCUAUCCCACUGAAGUAAGCAUUAUUGUAUUGUUACAAUACAUUUUUGAAUUUCUUGUGUGGGUAUGUUCAACACUUUUACAUAUCACAUAGUUCUCAAAUAUUUGAUAUUGAUCUGUAAUUGUGGGUGUAAAAUGCUUUGUAUCGCUCUUAAAAUCAAAUAAUCUAUUAAACUCUACCCUGGGAGUUGAAAGGUCUUCAUUUUGAAGAGUUAUGAAGCCUCAUAGUGGGAGCCGAAAUUCUUUGCAAUUCACGAGGCUGAUACUCUUCUAACAACCAGAGAAACAGUUUUUAUAGGUACAUGGAACGUUCGGACAUUGUGGAAGACUGGUAAGACCAUACAAAUAGAAACGGAAACGAGGAGAUACAACUUUAACGGUGCUUGGAAUCAUUGGAACCCAUUGAUUCCAAGCUGGACAGGAAAGGUUAUAUUCGGAAGAGAUGCUGCUGUACUCUGAUCACGGAGAGGAAAAUGCUCCUCACACUCAAAAAGUUGCUUUGACGCUGUCCAAAGAAGCACCUAACGCACUUGUAGGACGGGAAUCAUGGAUCCUGGAUCAUCAAAGCGUCAUUCAAAACAAAGGAGGGAAUCACAAUGAAUGUUAUCCAGUGUUAUGCACCGAUCAAUUAUAGCAGUGACAACGAUAAAGAUCAGUUCUACGGGAGGCUGCAUUCGAUCAUAGUGAAAUGUCCAGGAAAGAACCUGACCAUCCUAACGGGAAACUUAAACGCCAAAGUCGGAAUGGACAACAACGUUUAUGAGGAUAUCAUGGGAUGACACGAACUGACUGAGAGAUAGGAAUGAGAAUGGCGAGGGACUUGGAAAUUUAUGUGUAUUCAACAAAAUGGUUUUAGGUUGCACAAUAUUUCCCCACAAACACAUACAAAAAGCUACAUGGGUCUCACCGGACCACACCACGGAGAAUCAGAUAGAUCACAUUUGUAUCAAUAAAAAAUUCCAAAGGACAAUUGAGGAUAUGAGAACCAAGAGAGGAGCUGACAUAGCUUCAGAUCACCACCUGGUGGUGGCCAAGAUGAAACUGAAGCUAAAAAAACACUGAACAGCUGGGGAAACAGCAUUAAAAAGGUUUAGUGCAUCGUCCCUUCGAGAUACUAACAAACUCAAUCAAUUCAAGAUAACUCUCAACAACAGGUUUCAAGCCUUACAGGAUCUAGUAAGGGAAGAAACUACUAUGGAGGAAAACUGGAAAGGUAUCAAAUAAUCACUAAAUUCAACAUGUCAGGAGAUUCUGGGCCGCAAGAAGCAUCAACAUAAUGAAUAGAUCGCCAUCGAAACCCUAGAUAAGAUUCAGGAAAGGAAGAACGACAGUACAGCGAUUAACAACAGCCGAACAAGAACAGAGAGAAUCAAUGCACAAGCUGAAUACACAGAAGCAAAUAGGAAAGUGAAAAAAGCAUUAGAACUGACAAGCAGAAAUAUGUGGAAUACCUAGUAACAACAGCGGAAAAAGCUGUAAGUGAAGGAAAUAUGAGACAACUAUAUGAUACAAUGAGGAAACUAGCAGGGAAAUAUAGUAAACCAGAGAGACCGGUCAUGGACAAUGAAAGUAAGCCAAUCACUUAGAUUCAGGGACAGAGGAACAGACAAGUGAAAUAUUUCGAGGAACCCUUGAAUAGGCCAGUCUCAUUGAACCCUCUGGACAUCGAAGCACCACCUACAGACCGUCCUAUAGCCGUCACUCCACCAACGACCGAAUAAAUCAGGAUGGCCAUAGGACAAAUCAAGAGUGAGAAAGCAGUAGGACCAGACAAUAUACCAACCGAAUCACUUAAGUCAUACAGAAGUAACUGCAAAGAAGCUCCGCAUUUUAUUCAAGAAGAUUUAGGAGGAAGAACAAGUGACGACGGACUGGAAAGAAGAAUAUCUCAUCAAGAUUCCUAAGAAAGAUCUGGGCAAAUGUGAAAAAUAUAGAGGCAUCACACUACUAUCUGUACCAGUAAAAGGUUUCAACAGUGUUGCUGAACCGGAUGAAAGAUGCAGUAGACGCCCAACUUCGAGAUAAACAGACUGGAUUCUGUGAGGAUCGGUUGUGCACAGACCAAAUCGCGACACUAUGGAUCAUCGUCGAACAACCAUUUGAGUGGAACUCGUCACCAUACAUCAACUUCAUUGACUAUGAGAAGGCGUUUGACAGUGUAGAUAGGAGAACAUUAUGGAAACUUCUUCGACACUACAGAGUUCCUGAGAGGAUUGUCAACAUCACACGGAAUUCGUACGACGGACUACAGUGCAAAGUCGUGCAUGGAGGUCAGCUGACAGACAGUUGUCUACGCAAGAUACUCAAUGUCCGUUGGCUGGAUACCACCAGAAACAGCCUACUGUGGAAGAGAACAAACAACAGCCGAACAAGAACAGAGAGAAUCAAUGCACAAGCUGAAUACACAGAAGCAAAUAGGAAAGUGAAAAAAGCAUUAGAACUGACAAGCAGAAAUAUGUGGAAUACCUAGUAACAACAGCGGAAAAAGCUGUAAGUGAAGGAAAUAUGAGACAACUAUAUGAUACAAUGAGGAAACUAGCAGGGAAAUAUAGUAAACCAGAGAGACCGGUCAUGGACAAUGAAAGUAAGCCAAUCACUUAGAUUCAGGGACAGAGGAACAGAUAGGUGGAACACUUUGAGGAACUCUUGGAUAUGCCAGUUGUCUACUCAAGGUACACAAUGCAAGUUGGCAGGAUAGCAUCAGCAACAGUUUACUGUGGGAGAGAACAAACCAGCUUCCAUCUGGAGAGGAAAUUAUGAAAAGACGCUGAAAGUAUGUAUGACAUACAUUGCAGAAACCAUUAAACUGCGUCAGUAGGCAAGCUCCAACUUAGAAUUCUGAAGGGACACAUAAAAGAAGAAGACAAAAAAUACAUUAUUUCGGGAAUUAGAAGCAGACAUCAAAAGGAUGAAUAGCAACUGGAAAGAACAGGGUUGGAUGGAGAAUGUUGGUGCGCGACCUAUGCUUCUCCACGAGGGUUAGCAGGCGUAGCUAAGUAAGUAAUCGUUGUUCUAGUUUUUACGUAGUUUUCUUAUGUGUGGUGUGUACUAUUAUUAUACAUGAGCUACUUUACGAGCUCGUGUUUACAACCACUUGGUCACCACUAGUGAUGAAUGCAUACAUGAAUACAUGCGUUACCAAGUACUUUAAGCACGAUAUUUAUGCAUUCCACCAAUUUCCAAUUUACAUAUUUCUCUUAUUUACAGAAGCAAAAUUAAUUUUGUGAGAAAACCCUUUUGUUGCUUGUUUUGUUAACAUUAGUAGUAAUCUGUGAAUCAAAAGCGAAUAUUAAACUUACAAUGUGUGUUAAGUUUUCCGUUUGAGACAUGUCUAUAGUCAAAUUAUUAUUAAUUCCGUAAAAUAUACCGAAACCAUUGUGACUAGAAAAGUUCAACUGUAUCGGUGUCGGGAAAUAAUUCUAGAUUUUCUACGUCAUCGCAUUGUAGUUUCAAGAGUACAUCUUCGUAAAACAUAUUAAAGGAUCUACAUUUGCAAAUCAGAGCAAAACAUGCUAGCAAGUAGUAUUAGUUUGAAAACCUUGUAGUUUAUUUCUGUUUUUUUCCACUGGCGUUUUAUGCUUAAUAGUCUUGAUAAACCUCCCAUUUUCGUCGGGCUGAAAUGUUUGAUAUGCUAAAAACCAUUCGGUUCCGUACUUCCGAGUUUAUAUAGUUUAACUGAAAAUCGUAAACGUAGUAAUUUACUAUGACUAAUAUUAUCUAUAUGUCGUUAACCUACACAGGAACUAGCGAAAUAGCUAGCUAAAUUUCUAAACCUAAUCCGCAAUAUUUAUGUAUUUUUAUUUAUUUAUUUUAACAUAAAUAUUGGUACAAAGGGGCACCGAAUACAUAUGUGCCACACAAGUCACUUGAUUUGUGUGUGGGCUAUGAUACUGCUCGGGUGUCCAAACCGAAGCAGGUGGUUUUCUUAGGGGGCCACACCCGGAGCCAUCGACCUGAAGGUCUACAAGGCAGUGGAGCAACGUUAGGAGUGCACUCCCAUGGUAGCCGAUGACCAAUAAUAGGUUAAUACCCCUUUUGUCCCCUCAGGAUACUGGAGCCCAUAUGCACCACUGGUUUGGAAUUAGGGUUUUCCAACUCCCGUAGGUGGACUCUCUGUGUCCACCAACCCGGUUAAAGCGCCAAACACUCGCUUUUCACCCUCUCAAUUUCGUAAACACUCCCGUCACGAGAAUUUAGUGAGUAGGAGCUCCGUAGGAGUGGCUGUAUACAUGUGACCAUGUGAGAGAGUAUUUUUGGGGAGGUGAUUCUCUCCGCCCUCUGCCGUACCGUGGCAUUCGGGGGCAAUGAGCAAUAAAUUGUGUACGUUUUCCUUAAAAGAUACAUUUAAACUAACUGACCUUCUUGAUCGUUUUGUUAUUAAAGAAACGACCAUGCAUUCUUUUGAUGUAUACAUUGUUUUUACGAAUGUUCCCCUUUUCCCUAUUCGGUCAACACUGUUGAAAAAUUUACUUUUGUUGUGUACUCUGAAACUUCAUGUUUAAAGGUGAACAUUUUCGACAAGUUGAUGGUGCUGCUAUGGGUAGUCUUUUGAAACCUUUCUUAGCUAGUGUAUUUGUCAUAUGUUGAGAGUGUGACAAAUGAGCUCAUCAGUGAGGUAACUUCAUAAGAGAUACGUGGAUGAUGUAUUAGUUAUGUGUGAUAAUAAUUUCGAUACUGCUCAGUCAUUAGAUAAACUAGAUAGUUUACAGGAUGAUAUCGCACUGACCUAUGAGGAAGAAAGUAAUAACAGAUCAUCCUUUUUAGACGUACUUUCGAGUCGAUGGGAGGUUGGGAUUAUAAUGCGGUCAGUAUAUAGAAAACCAACAUGGAGUGAUCAAUAUUUAAAAUUCCAGUUUUUAUCCGUUGUAACACGAGCGAAGCUUCGUAAGUGCCUCUCUAACAGCACUCAAAACAUAUGUGCUGCAGAUAUGUUUGAAGAAGAUGCGGAAUUGCUGACUGACACAGUGAUAUCAAACGGUUAUCCACUGGAGUUUAUAAAUAAGUGCAAUAGUCAGUCAACACCAAAUCUCUUUAAUUCUGUUGCGAAGGAAAGUGUUAACAUACCUCUACUAUUUGGAAGUGAAUCUAACAGUAUGAUUUUAGGACGGAAACUAAAAUCAGCCAUCGAAGACAUAUUACGCUGCUAAACUGAUCAUGAUCGGAGGUACUAAUCCCAUGAUUCCAAAUAAACCUAAACAUUGCACGAGUAAUGCGAUGAUUUCCCCUUCUUUCCAUACUAUGUUGAUUUUCUCUUUAAAGUACUACUUUGUUUACUUGAACCGUCAUUUAUUUGACCCUUAUUAAUUUUCACUUAAGAUGCCUUGACAAGUAUAUGUGACUAGAUUGUUCGAGGUGUAACUGCCCAAAUACGAAACGUUUUUCAGACCAACUUAGUCUUCUCAUUUUUCUACCAAAAUGUCGACUUCUUGAUCUUUCUUUAUUGUGUAUAAAAUCUUAUGCCAUUCAGUAAAUAUGCUGUAAGUAGGAUCUGUCGAUAAGUUUUCACUUUAUGUAGCUCAAAACCUUGUUUUUGACUCUCUGUAUCUUGAAACUUUUUUAAUGAUGCAAGUUCGAUUCUAAUUUCAUGUAUUUUUAGUAAUGAAACUGGUUAUUUUGGAUGUUAGAGUUUAUGCACAAGUUUUAUCCCUAAAAUCCGAAAUAUACUCGUGCAGUAUUUGUUAUGCUAUCUCAUUUUUUAAUCCCAUAUCUUAUUUUUUCUUUUCAUAGGUUCUUCGUGUAGGAGGGUGUGGUUAUAAAGUUCUAGUGCUUCUGGAAGGACGUGCUCAUGUUUAUGUAUUCCCUAGCCAAGGUACUAAAAAGUGGGAUACAUGUGCUCCAGAAGCUGUGCUUCUGGCAUCUGGUGGGAUACUAACAGAUUUAACUGGACAGUCUUACAAAUAUGAUCUGAAUGCUAAACAUGAUAAUCUUCGAGGCAUACUUGCUACUCCUGUCGCCGAUUGGUUGCCAUCAUAUGUUUCUUGUUUGCCAAAAGAAGUGCUUGACGAUUUCUCAGCUCGUGAUUAG
This is a messenger RNA of Schistosoma haematobium, 9915 nucleotides long. RefSeq names its product 3'(2'),5'-bisphosphate nucleotidase 1. Bases 3401 to 3985 code for a protein of 194 amino acids. The record is from RefSeq and is a predicted model, not a curated record. The transcript has 2 exons. NCBI's taxonomy places the organism in Eukaryota, Metazoa, Platyhelminthes, Trematoda, Strigeidida, Schistosomatidae. Gene Ontology annotation, biological process: phosphatidylinositol phosphate biosynthetic process.